Molecule: messenger RNA, 1313 nt
Organism: Pecten maximus
Lineage: Eukaryota; Metazoa; Mollusca; Bivalvia; Pectinida; Pectinidae
Product: neuronal acetylcholine receptor subunit alpha-2-like
Exons: 4
Coding region: 66-767 (233 amino acids)
Biological process (GO): signal transduction; chemical synaptic transmission; monoatomic ion transmembrane transport
Cellular component (GO): synapse; membrane; neuron projection
Molecular function (GO): transmembrane signaling receptor activity; extracellular ligand-gated monoatomic ion channel activity; neurotransmitter receptor activity
Source: RefSeq, a predicted model, not a curated record
AAAUCAUCACUGUGCUAUAUAAAGACAACCAACGUUACAGUCCAAAACACUUUCCUGAUACCAGUAUGUGGCCCACACUCACCCUCGGAUUUGUGACCCUUGUGGCCGCCUUUGCCGGUUGUCACUGCCUUUUGGAGAAUCGACUGGUGGCCGACCUGAUGAAGGAAUACAAUAAGAACGUGAUUCCUACUACAGAAGAUGAACCCGUAAUCACAGUGGAGCAUAGCAUUAGUGUUGUAAAACUCCUCAAAUUCGACCAUGACGAACUACGACUCGGAACAUGGAUCGCAAUGCUGUGGACUGAUAAACGUUUGAAGUGGGAUCCGUCACAUUACAACAAUAUCACACAAACACACAUCCUCCACGAACAACUUUGGAUACCAGAUAUCGUCACGUAUACCUUUGAUCUGCCUGAUAAUAAACCAAUGAUGGAUAACCUGCGUGUUGUUAUCAACAAUAAUGGUUUGGUUACUUAUGUACCACCUACUGUAACCAAUUUCGGCUGUAAGGUGGCCGAGGGUGCUGAGGAGAUAUACACAUGUCAAGUCAAGUUGGGAUCAUGGGUGUACUCCGGGGAAAAGAUGGACAUCUCAAAUAGCGGUGGAGUUAUGGAUCUGGGUGAUAUGAUUAUAGACGAGGACUGGGAAAUCACUAACACAGCAGCAGUCCACCAAAAUUCACGAUACGACUGUUGUGUUGAGCUCUUCCCAAAUCUAGUCUAUACUGUGGAGCUGAGACCAAAACAUCAUCGCCAUCAUUGUAAAUAGACAGAAGCGUCGGCCCAAAGUACGAGAAGACAUCGCUAUCACCGUCUCCGAUUACAGUACUAAGAAAACGUAGUGAGAAUAACAGAAACAGCACCACCAUCACGUUAAUAUCUAAUUACGGAACCAGAGACAGCAUCAAUAGCACAUUAAUCUCUAAUAACGGAAUUACCGAAUAUGACCAACAACGACAUGCUACAGAGCCAUAACGUUAACAGAUGUGUCACCAGCGGCUUUACAACUGUGUUAAACUCACGGACAAAUCACCUAACAAUCAUUGUAUUCGGUUCAAAUCAAGAAAUAGCCUAAUUGUGUUUAUAACAAAAUUAACAUUCCAAGUCUGUACUAAUUUGAUAGAGCGGUUCCCGCUACGUGUUAGCUUUAAGCAUUGUGAUUGAUGGCCACUUCAUCAUCAGAAGAAGAAUAUUUUCGUCUGUAGUUCCAUUUUCAUUUUCUAUGUAUUGAAUGUAUAAUCAAUGCCCAGUCAUUUCAAUUACGUUAUCACAACUGCUGUGUUUCCUUAUAUAAUAAAUAUCCCCUUGCAAGCAA